Zea mays is the source of this 608-nucleotide messenger RNA. RefSeq lists its product as uncharacterized. The transcript has 2 exons. The record is from RefSeq and is marked validated. Bases 248 to 439 code for a protein of 63 amino acids. NCBI's taxonomy places the organism in Eukaryota, Viridiplantae, Streptophyta, Magnoliopsida, Poales, Poaceae.
UCCCCUAGGUCGCGAGCGAGCGACGGCCGACUGCGCGAGACCGCGAGUGACCGCCGGUCGAGCCCCGAGGCCGGAGCGGCUCCCCCGCAGGCCUGCCCUCGUCUGGUCGCCGCCUCGCCGCGCAGCAACCCCGCGACCCGCUGCCCGGCCGGCCCGCGUUACUGUGCAGCCGUGUCCAUUACUGCAUUUGUAGACAGCGCAGCUACUGGCUGACCCGACUCCCUUCUCUCCCAAUUCUCAGCGGGCGAUGCAGGCGAAGAAGCUGACCCUGCUGCAGACGGUGGCAGCUGCGGGAGUCUUCUCUGCCGUCUCCUUUUGGUAUGGCUUCAUGUUCGGAAGGGAGUCCGCGCGGCGCGAGCUUGGUGGCAUCAUAGACGACCUCCGCAGCAACAAGCCCACCAAUACCCCUGCCGGUCCCGAUGCUCAUUCGAAGCCAUAGUGGGGUAUGGUGUUCUGUUGUUCCUCCUUUGCCGUACUAAAUCUAAAUGUGGUCAAGCUUGUCUUGUGGAUCCUGCUAGGCUGUAGACGGAAGAACUAGCCUUGGAGCUACCAGUUUUUUGUCCCCUUCUUUCAUAAUGUGUAUACGGCUUGAACAUCAGUUUUUAGAC